This is a messenger RNA of Dracunculus medinensis (Guinea worm), 867 nucleotides long. The record is from the annotation of a GenBank genome assembly. NCBI's taxonomy places the organism in Eukaryota, Metazoa, Nematoda, Chromadorea, Rhabditida, Dracunculidae.
AUGGAAACAAAAAUCAACAAUCUUGCACUAACCAUUUCUGAACCUCCAGAAAAAUGCACAACUAUGGUUACUAAUGAAGAGCUACUAUCGCCACAGACAACGAAAAAAAGCAUUCCUGAUCGUGGUCAGUGGAGUGGCCCAUUUGAUUUUAUUAUGUCGAUGAUUGCUUAUACCGUUGGAUUAGGAAAUGUGUGGAGGUUUCCAUAUCUUUGUUAUAAAAAUGGUGGAGUUCCAAUUUUUCUUAUGGAAGUUACGAUAGGUCAAUACAUUCAACGUGGCGCUAUGCAAAUGUGGAAGAUGUGCCCAGUUUUUAAAGGUGUUGGCAUAGGUAAUGUGGUAAUUGCAUUUAUGUGCAUUUCAUAUUUUUGUGUUAUUGUUAGUUGGGCAAUUUUUUAUAUGUUUAAUUCAUUAUCGAGUACUUUUCCUUGGGAAACUUGUGGCAAUUGGUGGAACGAUGAAUGGUGUGUAGAUUUACAAGUAAAAUCAACCACAUUACUUAAUGCUACCGACAGCCAUAAAACUGAAACAAGUAUUGAACAAUUUUGGGAGCGCCGUGUUCUUAAACAAACUACUACAAUUUUCGAUUUUGGAGGUAUACAAUGGGAACUACUUCUGAUCAUGUUUUUCACCUGGAUUAUUGUUUAUCUUGCUCUACGUGAAGGGAUUACUAAGGCAAGAAAGUUUGUGUUUUUCUGCGCCGUAACUCCAUAUAUCUUGUUAGCUGUCUUGUUGGUCCGUGGCUUAACUCUUCCAGGAGCAUUCAGCGGCAUCUCUUUUUACUUAACGCCCAAUAUGACGAAACUUCUGGAGCCUACGGUAUGGAAGGAUGCUGGGACACAGGUACUAAGUUUUUUUGUUGAUGUUUAA